Messenger RNA from Malus domestica (apple), 341 nucleotides. Its product is annotated as mitotic-spindle organizing protein 1B-like. Gene Ontology annotation, biological process: microtubule nucleation by interphase microtubule organizing center; gamma-tubulin complex localization; mitotic spindle assembly. Gene Ontology annotation, cellular component: centrosome; gamma-tubulin ring complex; interphase microtubule organizing center. Lineage: Eukaryota; Viridiplantae; Streptophyta; Magnoliopsida; Rosales; Rosaceae. The record is from RefSeq and is a predicted model, not a curated record.
UAUGGAUGCGGAUGCUGCAAAACCGCACGGGAAUCUCUUGACCUAGCAUUUCAGAUGUCCAACAUUCUAGACACAGGGCUGGACCGUCACACCCUUUCCAUCCUCAUUGCAUUAUGUGAUUUGGGUCUCAACCCUGAGGCAUUGGCUGCCGUUGUUAAGGAACUUCGAAGAGAACCCGUUCCACUUCCGCCAUCAGAUGCUGCCGGUACUGUACUAUGAACUGGUUUUUGUAUUCUUGAUUUCUCUGGAACAUAAACAAUUGCGUACUUGUAGUAUAUAUUCAAAGUGAAUCCCAUUUUCUAAGUUCGGGGGUUGUGAUUACCUCCCUUUAGUUGCCUUCA